AUGAGGUGGAGCAGAACCGAGUCAGAAAGUUUUUUUUCUUCUUCAACAACCAUGACCUCUCUCUGGCUCCGCUGUGAAAAAAAGCCCUUUGAGCGACGGGCCGCUUUGACCCCGACUACUGCCAAAACUCUCCUCGAUGCCGGCUUCGCUGUCACUGUUGAGCGCGAUGAGCAACGCAUCUUUGCGGACUCGGAAUAUGAAGCUUCGCUCAUUGCUACAAAAAUCAGGCUGGCUGGUCUCAAGUGCUGGCGCGAUUCCAUCGCGGGGGGCGGAACUCUGUAUGACCUGGAGUUUUUGACUGAUCCCAGUGGCCGUCGGGUUGCUGCAUUUGGAUUCCAUGCCGGCUUUGCUGGCGCUGCUGCGGGUGCACUGGCCAUAGCCUCUCAGAAGAAAGGAGAAACUCUCGGGGCUUUAGAGCCAUAUGAGAAUGAGGCCGCGAUGGUUGCUGGUGUCAAGGCCGCAUUGGGUGGGAGUGGGAAUGGUAUCAAGGCACUGGUUAUUGGUGCACUGGGCAGAUGUGGAAGAGGCGCUGUAGACCUAUUCAGGAAGAUCGGUGUUGCAGAAGACGAUAUUCUCAAGUGGGAUCUAGACGAAACUGCGAAAGGCGGUCCAUUCGACGAGAUUCUGGGCGUUGAUGUCUUUGUGAACUGCAUCUACCUCAACACCUCAAUUCCGCCCUUUAUUACUCGUGAACGUAUUGCUGCAGCGGGUCAAGGCAGACGGCUCUCGGUUGUUGUCGAUGUCAGCUGCGACACGACAAACCCGUUCAAUCCUAUUCCGAUCUACAAUAUCAACACUACUUUCCCCGAGCCUACGGUGCCAGUUGUGCUAGGAGCGGAUUGCCCGCAGUUGUCUGUGAUUUCUAUUGACCACCUACCCACCUUGCUUCCGCGUGAAGCAUCAGAGCAAUUCAGCCGUGAUUUAUUGCCCUCUCUACUAGAAUACCCUCAAGGCCGAGUCUGGAGCGACGCUGAGAGACUGUUCAAGACUAAGGUUGCGGAGGCAGCCUCGGUAGAGGGUCUAUGA
This is a messenger RNA of Mycena indigotica, 1026 nucleotides long. Its product is annotated as Saccharopine dehydrogenase [NAD(+), L-lysine-forming]. Gene Ontology annotation, cellular component: cytoplasm. Gene Ontology annotation, molecular function: saccharopine dehydrogenase (NAD+, L-lysine-forming) activity. The transcript is spliced from 4 exons. Bases 1 to 1026 code for a protein of 341 amino acids. The record is from RefSeq and is a predicted model, not a curated record. Lineage: Eukaryota; Fungi; Basidiomycota; Agaricomycetes; Agaricales; Mycenaceae.